AGACACACUGAGAACUGGGAAGAGUCUAACAUGGCUUAUGCAAGCCCUGGGACUGAUACAUCAACAGACCUAGAUAUCGACGAGAAGAUUCAAAUGUUUGAACUAGGACGUCUUGCUUCUCUUUCAGCUUCUGAUUCUGGUGACAAAUCAAAGGACAAGCUAGGUCAAAAGGCACUCCGUCGUCUGGCCCAAAACCGUGAAGCUGCUAGGAAAAGCCGUCUAAGAAAGAAGGCAUAUGUCGAACAACUUGAGAAUAGCAGGCUGAAACUUACUCAGUUGGAGCAGGAGCUUCAGCGUGCUCGUCAACAGGGCAUUUUUAUUGCUACUCUGGGAGACCAGCCUCAUUCACCUGGUGGAAGCGGAGCAUUGCCAUUUGACAUGGAGUAUGCUCGGUGGCUAGAGGAGCACAACAAGCUGAUAAAUGAAUUGAGGGCUGCAGUCAAUGCACAUGCCGGUGAUGAUGAUCUUCGGCUCACCGUUGAUACCAUCAUGGCACACUACUGCGAAGCUUUCAGGCUUAAGGGUGUAGCAGCCAGGGCAGAUGCUUUUCAUGUGCUGUCAGGAAUGUGGAAGACCCCCGUCGAGAGGUGUUUUCUGUGGUUAGGUGGAUUUCGAUCGUCGGAGCUUCUAAAGCUACUUGCAAGUCAUCUAGAACCCCUUACUGAGCAGCAGCUUGCCAGUAUAUGCAACCUGCAACAGUCCUCCCAACAAGCUGAAGAAGAUCUUUCACAGGGAGUGAAAGCGCUACAACAGUCGGUCACAGAAACUCUUGCAUCCGGACCCCUGUGUGCUGCAGGUUCUUCUAGCAAAGUUGCAGAUUGCACGGGCCAGAUGGAAGUGGCAAUGGGAAAGCUUGGCACUCUAGAGAACUUCCUACGCGAGGCUGACAAUUUGCGACUCCAGACUCUUCAACAAAUGCAGUGCAUACUCACCACCCGCCAGUCUGCACGAGCGCUGCUUGCAAUCAGUGACUAUUUCUCCCGACUACGCGCUUUGAGUUCUCUCUGGAUCGCCCGUCCACGGGAAUGA
Molecule: messenger RNA, 1029 nt
Organism: Phragmites australis (common reed)
Lineage: Eukaryota; Viridiplantae; Streptophyta; Magnoliopsida; Poales; Poaceae
Product: transcription factor TGAL1-like
Exons: 8
Coding region: 31-1029 (332 amino acids)
Biological process (GO): regulation of DNA-templated transcription; DNA-templated transcription
Molecular function (GO): sequence-specific DNA binding; DNA-binding transcription factor activity
Source: RefSeq, a predicted model, not a curated record